Messenger RNA from Acanthochromis polyacanthus (spiny chromis), 2201 nucleotides. RefSeq names its product leucine rich repeat containing 51 (gene lrrc51). The record is from RefSeq and is a predicted model, not a curated record. NCBI's taxonomy places the organism in Eukaryota, Metazoa, Chordata, Actinopteri, Pomacentridae.
ACAGGUUGUUGUCUCUAAGGUAGCUCAAUGUUCAGCAAAACUGCGAGAGAUUUUUUUAAAAAUUACUAAUACAGCAAAUAACCUAUCACGGUGUUAAACUAAGUGGCUGUUACAGGUUACAUUGUGGAUGAGUCUGCUACAGGUGUAGCUAUGUAUGGAGCUCCAGUGGACUUGUCCUUCAAAAACAUCAGCAGUCUUACAGAUGCAUGGACAGAGGAACCCAACACUAGUCUACGCCUUUGAAGAAAAAAUUCUGAGAUGAAAUAUCUGAGCUGCUCUCUGCGUCUCAAUAACAACAUCAUCACCGACCUUCAUGACCUCCAGAGGACCAUGUCACUUCUGGCUGAGCCGUCACAUCUGGCUUGGCUGGACCUGUCCUUCAACAAAUCACACACAAUAGACCCAGCUUUGUGCGAGCUUCGUGCACUGCGUGUGUUGUACCUUCACGGCAACAACAUUUUUAUUAUGUCAGAGGUGGAUAGGCUGGGAGUCCUUCCACAUCUACACUCUAUCACCUACAUGGAAAUGUCAUAGAACAACAAGACUUACAGGAAUCGUGUGAUUUCUGUUUUGCCUUGGUUAAAGAAUGACUUCAGUGCUGUGACGCGGCAGGAGCGAGUCAUGGCAAAGAUCUGGCAACCACAGCAGCAGAAGCAGUAAGGAGACUCCCCAGUGAUCGCAGCAUUUCAUCUAUUUGGGUUUGUUCGAAUCAUACUUGAACCUGACUGUACUGAGGUCAACAUUUACUGUUGAAUGUAUGUUUGUUGUUACAGCUCUUGGUUGCUUUGCAUUUUCCUUCGUUGUCAUUAACUCUUCUAUACACCAAUCAGCCACAGCAUUAUGACCACUGACAGAUGAAGUGAAUAAUAACAUCAUCUUGUUAUAAUGCAAUGUUCUGCUGGGAAACCUUGAGUCCUGAAAUUCAUGUGGAUGCUUGACAUGUACCAUCCACCUAAACAUUGCAAGGCAAGUAACCCCCCAACCCCAUCGGCAACAGCAGUCCUGAUGCCAGUUGCCACCCUCAGCAGGACAAUUCACCCCCAACACACCGCAAAAACUGCUCAGGAGUGGCCCAGGGAACAUGACAGAGCUAAGGUGUUCCUCAGGGUUCCACACUCCCCAGAUCCAAAUCUUAUUGAGCAUCUGUGGGAUGUGCCAGGAUAAGCCUGAUCUAGGUAGGUCCCACAGUGCAACCCACAGAACCCACAGAAUUCACUGUCACCGUCCCCAGAGCUCCUGUGUCCAUGCCCCACCGGGUAGAGGAGUUUCACUAGCAUAAAGGGAACCAACACCAAUAUUAGACAGGUGGUUAUAAUAAUGUUAUGCCUGAUGGGUUGAUGUAAAUUGGUAUGUGCCCUCGUCUCUUUCCUUGUGACUGACUGAACCACAGCCCAGUCCUGUGCUCCAACUGGGCUGCAGAAAUCACGACACUAGGUUGAAUGUGCACCUUAUAUCUAUCAGUCAUGGCAGCUGUCAUGUAAUGUUAGCAGAUGAUUUCUGUGCCUCUCAUUGUCCUUGUGUAAUUCUGGUUGUUCCUUGUUGCUAUUCUCAUGCCACCUACCAGUGAUGUAAGUGGCUGAGAGCUUUGUUGAUUAAUGUACUCGUUUCACUCCUUAGAGUUCUAUUAUUAGGUACAUUAGGAGCAGGGGAGCUGCUCCCUUAAUUGCCACAAGUUUCAUUGAUUUAUUUGUAGUUACUUAGCAAGUCGGCACACUCUUAACCCUGAUUUUAUUUCUUUCAUUGAUUAAGCAACAGCCACAGGCCUUGUUUUUCCUGUGCAUUUUUGCCUCCUUUGCUUGUAAAUUCUAAUAUUAAGCAAAAAAUGAUAAUAAAAGUUAUAACCAGAAACAGGUUUUAUGUUGCAGCCAAUGAGGCCUGAACAGAGCUGGAUGUAACAUUUGCAUGUGUAGUGAAAAGUUGUUUUGACCAAUAUUUGGAAAAAGAAGUUGUCAGUGAUUUAGCCAUGCAAAUAAUUGUAUUGUUUUGACUCCUCUACCCCUGCAGGGUGAGCCACCGAGUAUUAUGACUAAAACAAUCAUUGUUAAAUGUUAAAUUGCUUAGAAGUUUAAAUCAUUUGAAAUAGGUUCAAUAAAAUCAGUUGACCAAAUAAUUGUUAAAAAAAGGUUACUUACACUCAAGCUUUGAUAAGGCAGACGUAGAAAUAUUGAUUUUUUAUUUGCGGACUGGCUUGAUGAUGGAAC